UUAACUACUACUUAUCUAGAAAUACCCUCUUGCGCAGCUAGAAAUAUACUGUUUUUAUACUGUUUUGUGCCUUUUUGCAAAAUCGCAGAAUCGCGAUUUCGCAAAUUCGCGCGGUGGCGGUGUUGCUUACAACAGCCUACCGUAGUCAGUCAUCCAUUCUGUUUUCUGUGGUUCUCACGUAACCGGCAUCACCUAAGGUCCCCUUGCAUCUCCCACAGCUACUGUACACCUCGAUUAUGAACAACAGCUUUUUGCUAGCUGGCCGAAGCGUCGCGUUUUUCUCUCAAGAGUGCCACCUCCCGAGAUCUUUCAUGGUCCCUGCACCGCCACCCCGCGGACCUGCAUCUCGAUUAUCCCACCACCCCUGGUCGGAUCCGAUCGCUGGGCUGCAGACACGCGCGAAGCACCUGGGCACCGCCACAGUCGCUAGACUGAUGGAAACGUAGAUUUCUUGGCAAGUUUCUCGUGGCCAUUGGAGAAAAUGUGGAAUUGCCUCGGUAAGGGGCAGUGCUAGUUUUCCACCAGUCCUUUCCUUUUGCCUCUCAUACGCUCUCACCUCAAAGCAACGCGAGAAAGCCGGACCGGACGCGCGGUUUCGCGGUGUCACAUGGUUUUCGAUCUGGCCAAUCAGGGCGUUAGGAUACAUGAAGCGCCGAUGGGAGAGGAGCAUGGAUGGGAGGGUAUGGCACGGCAGGCAGCAGCAGAGGCGAUGACUCUUUGUUCGGACCAAUGUCCUUUAUCCGAGAUGGGAUGGAGAAACAAAGCAUGAGGGAUUAUAGUAUUUGGAAGAGAAGGAUGACAAAUCGGGAUGUGGUGAGGAUGACGAUGGUGUAGAAGACAUGGAGUCAGACCGAUGAUGGGAAUUGUAUCGUUAGUGUUUUGAGACGGAC
Molecule: messenger RNA, 890 nt
Organism: Westerdykella ornata
Lineage: Eukaryota; Fungi; Ascomycota; Dothideomycetes; Pleosporales; Sporormiaceae
Exons: 1
Coding region: 237-446 (69 amino acids)
Source: RefSeq, a predicted model, not a curated record